AUGUCAAAUAGUGUCAAAGAGAACUCCUACCUGGCCCACUCGAUCCCCAAUGAGCGCCGACACAAUAUGCCCCCAACCAAUGGGUCAGCAAGUGCGAAAGAACCUCUGCUCGGCUUUUUACCAAGAAAAGUGACUGGACCACAAGUCCGGAAAGCCUUGGAUCACGAUAUCAAUGCAUUCACAAAGCUACCACAUACACCGCAAUAUAGGAAGAUUUUGGAGGCACGCAAGAAGCUGCCUGUACGCUGGAGUGUAGGGGACACCAACGCCUCUCAUGAAAUCAUACAGUUCACCAGUAAUCAGAUCAUCGUGAUGGUCGGUGAAACUGGUUCAGGAAAGACGACACAAAUACCACAGUUUGUCGCUUAUACGGAUUUACCUCACACCAAGGGAAAAUUGGUCGCAUGCACGCAGCCUCGUCGAGUAGCAGCCAUGUCAGUGGCUAAACGCGUUGCCGAUGAAAUGGACGUUGAACUUGGGAGACAAGUCGGUUACUCAAUACGUUUUGAGGACAUGACUGAGCCUGGCACUACUUUUCUCAAAUACAUGACGGAUGGUAUGCUUCUCCGGGAAGCAAUGAAUGAUCCUAGCCUCGAUCGCUAUUCAACGAUCAUCCUCGACGAGGCUCACGAACGCACUCUCGCCACUGAUAUCCUGAUGGGUCUCCUAAAAGAUUUGGCCAAAAGACGUUCAGACCUCAAAAUUAUAAUCAUGUCUGCGACACUAGAUGCACUCAAGUUCCAGAAAUACUUUGGCCUAACAAGUGAUACGGCAGCGCCACUAUUCAAAGUUCCGGGACGUACACAUCCUGUCGAGGUAUUUUACACCCAAGAACCAGAACCGGAUUAUGUUGAAGCAGCAAUUCGUACUGUUCUCAUGAUACAUCGAGCCGAGGAUCCCGGAGAUGUGUUGCUCUUCCUUACUGGAGAGGAAGAGAUCGAAGAUGCGUGCCGCAAGAUCAAACUCGAAGCAGAUGACCUGGUAAACCAGGACCCAGACUCUGUGGGUCCUCUUAUCUGCAUCCCCUUGUACUCGUCGUUGCCGCCACAGCAGCAGCAGCGGAUAUUCGACCCACCGCCAUCAGCACGGUCUCCUGAUGGACCCCCUGGGCGCAAAAUCGUAGUCUCGACCAAUAUUGCAGAGACAUCGCUCACCAUUGAUGGAAUAGUGUAUGUUGUCGAUCCUGGGUUUUCGAAGCAGAAGGUUUACAACCCGAGAAUCCGAGUGGAGAGCUUGCUAGUCAGCCCGAUAUCUAAGGCGUCAGCGCAGCAGAGGGCGGGACGAGCUGGUCGUACUAGACCUGGGAAAUGUUUCAGGUUGUACACGGAGAAAGAUUUUAUGUCAGAAUUGGAGGAGCAAACGCACCCCGAGAUUUUACGAAGCAACCUUGCAAAUACUGUCUUAGAGUUGGUUAAGUUAGGGAUUAAAGAUCUUGUAAAAUUUGACUAUGUAGACGCUCCAGCACCUGAGACUUUAAUGCGGGCAUUGGAGCUCUUGAAUUAUUUGGCGGCAUUGGAUGAUGACGGUAACCUAACGCCUCUAGGUACCAUAAUGGCGGAAUUCCCGCUAGAUCCUCAGUUGGCGAAGAUGCUAAUUGUGAGUCCGGAGUUCAAGUGUAGCAAUGAAAUAUUAACUAUCACCGCAAUGUUGUCUGUACCAAAUGUAUGGCUACGACCAAACAACCAACGGAAGGAGGCAGAUGCCGCGAAAGCCCUUCUCACUGUCCCAGAUGGUGAUCAUUUGACCAUGCUCAACGUAUAUAACAAUUACAUACAGAACAAGUAUGAUAAGAAUUGGGCUUGGACCAACUAUCUUUCUGCCCGAGCACUUGCACAGGCCGAGAACGUUCGGGACCAGUUGAAGCGUACUAUGGAGCGAUUUGAGGUCGAGCUUGUGUCCAUCGUGGACCCCAACAAAUUGUACCUGGCAGUCCGGCAAGCGCUUGUAUGUGGCUUUUUCAUGCAGGUAGCCCACAAGGAGGGCGACAAAGGGAACUAUUUGACAGUCAAGGACAACCAAGUUGUUGGACUGCAUCCAUCAUGUGGCCUUGAUGCACAGCCAGACUGGGUAAUUUUUAAUGAGUUUGUUUUGACAACACGACCAUAUAUCAGAACGGUAACGGAUGUACGCCCUGAGUGGCUAUUGGAGUUUGCUUCGGUGUAUUUCGAUUUGUCUUCUUUCCCAGAUGGGGAAACGAAGCGGGCGCUGCAACGUGUGGCAAACAAGCGCGCAGGUAAAUCUGGCCGGGUAGGUGACGACGGGGAUGGGGCCAAGAAGAAGAAGCUAAAAAAGAGCAAGUAG
This is a messenger RNA of Serpula lacrymans var. lacrymans S7.9, 2301 nucleotides long. RefSeq lists its product as uncharacterized. The record is from RefSeq and is a predicted model, not a curated record. NCBI's taxonomy places the organism in Eukaryota, Fungi, Basidiomycota, Agaricomycetes, Boletales, Serpulaceae. The coding region runs from base 1 to 2301 and encodes 766 amino acids. The transcript has 11 exons. Gene Ontology annotation, cellular component: spliceosomal complex; intracellular anatomical structure. Gene Ontology annotation, molecular function: ATP binding; ATP hydrolysis activity; RNA binding.